This is a messenger RNA of Brienomyrus brachyistius, 1772 nucleotides long. It is a transcript of the gene otub1a, whose product is annotated as OTU deubiquitinase, ubiquitin aldehyde binding 1a. Gene Ontology annotation, biological process: negative regulation of double-strand break repair; protein K48-linked deubiquitination. The record is from RefSeq and is a predicted model, not a curated record. Lineage: Eukaryota; Metazoa; Chordata; Actinopteri; Osteoglossiformes; Mormyridae. The coding region runs from base 569 to 1438 and encodes 289 amino acids. The transcript has 8 exons. Gene Ontology annotation, molecular function: ubiquitin binding; cysteine-type deubiquitinase activity. Gene Ontology annotation, cellular component: nucleus.
GAUUCUCUUCAUACGCGUGCAACUGAAAAUCUGCUUCCUGGCAAUUAAAGCAAUUCCUAAAAUGGUCUCAGUGGCUAAAAAUAUACGUGCCUCAAGAACCUAUGCAGGGUAUGCACUAUAAGUAAAAUACAUACCCUGUGUUCUCAAAAUAAACCGUUAACCUAGAGGAAAGUUGGGCAUCAACAUGUUUUUAAAGAAAAUGUGCUCUGCGAAUAUGAAAUGGGCGGGACCUGAGGAUUCAUGUCGACAAAUCUGGGCUUAAUAUUAAUUCAUAUUAAUAUCAUAUCCAAGACCGGUAUUAGAAUGCGAAAGGAUUCGCGAAAAAUGUAAGACCACGUGCAGCUGUGGUCAUAUUCGUAAGCAAAAGCCAUUAUGUUUCGUGCAAAACAAAUGACAAUAACAAAAAAAAAGCCCAAGGAUAUUAGUUAACGCAGAAAAACCAAUCCUGCCCAGGAGACAAAUACACACCGCUUUCCAGCGUUACUUUCAUUUUUAAGGCCCGGGACGAUCACGUGACCCGGAAGUGUUAGGAUGGAAGCGUGUGAUUGGCUGUUAGGACACGAGAAAGAUGGCGGAUGAGGAGCUGCAGGAAGCGACACGGAGGGAGACGGACGGAGUGAACUGCCUUUCCUAUGACGAGGCCAUUAUAGCGCAGCAGGACCGUAUUCAGCAGGAGAUAGCCUCGAGCAUCCCCUUGGUCUCGGAGCGGCAGCCCCUCUCGGUGCUGGAGGAGGAGUACACUCUGGAUGACACCGUGUACCAGCAGAAGAUACAGGAUUUGCACAGAAAAUACUCGUACAUCAGGAAGACACGACCCGACGGUAAUUGUUUCUACAGAGCCUUCGGCUUCUCGCAUCUGGAGUCCCUGCUGGACGACGCCAAGGAGCUGCAGAGGUUAAAUACUCGAUGGUUCUUCAGCUGUCUGUCACGCAUGGUUUCACAGACUGCUGACCGCCGUGAGUUCAAAGUGGCAGCGGCCGAGAGCAAACGGGAGCUGGUGAGUCAGGGCUUCACCGAGUUCACCAUCGAGGAUUUCCACAACGCGCUCAUGGACCUCAUCGAGCAGUGCGAGAAGCAGCCGUGCUUGGAGGAGCUCUUGGCGCCCUUUAACGAGCCGGGCAUAUCUGACUACUUGGUGGUGUACCUGCGGCUGCUGACGUCGGGUUACCUGCAGCGCGAGCACGCCUUCUUCCAGCACUUCAUUGAGGGGGGGCGUUCCGUCAAGGAAUUUUGUCAGCAGGAGGUGGAGCCCAUGUCUAAGGAAAGUGACCACAUCCACGUCAUUGCUCUGGCUCAGGCCCUCAAUGUCUCCGUACUCGUGGAGUAUAUGGACAGAGGUGAAGGGGGCACGGUCAACCCCCACGUCUUCCCAGAAGGGAGCGAGCCUCGCGUCUUCCUGCUGUACAGACCCGGCCACUAUGACAUCCUCUACAAAUAGUGCCCCCUUCUGGUCUUGCACUGCCACUGAAUUUUGGAUAGGCAAUAAGGUCAGCAGUAACAAUGUAUUUAUUUGUACAAAACACCAGGUUGGUACACAGGGAAAAAAUGCUAAAUAAGUUAAUUAUUUAUAUUGGCCAUUUUUCCUUACGCCACAGAAAUAAACGUUUGUUUAUAGUUGUUACUCGAAGCAUUUUGCAUUUGUACAGUUUUUCUUUUCCUGCGGUUUAUAAAUGGUGUUUUACAAUUUUUUUUUCCUUGCUGAAUUUGUUUUCCAGUCGUAAUGAGGUCUGAUUCAUUUUGACUUAUUUAAUAAAUCUGAUUCGUCUGUCUGA